Molecule: messenger RNA, 324 nt
Organism: Brenthis ino (lesser marbled fritillary)
Lineage: Eukaryota; Metazoa; Arthropoda; Insecta; Lepidoptera; Nymphalidae
Source: the annotation of a GenBank genome assembly
AUGACAGCUUCGGCAGCUAGUGAUAGUCCGCCAGAAGAUAAAAAUUGGGUGAGCUAUGGUUUCGAUUAUAAUAGCAAGGAAGAAGAUACCAACGUUCAUCAUGCCAGCUUCUUCUUUUCAGUAACACUAUGUCUUGUAUUUGGUGGGUUUGCAUGGGCCUAUGCUCCAGACACACAUUUGAGAGAUUGGGCUCAAAGAGAAGCAUUUUUAGAAUUGCAUCGUCGCGAAAAAGCAGGACUACCACCAAUAGAUCCUAACUAUGUAAAUCCUAAUACAAUACAACUGCCAUCUGAAGAGGAACUUUCUGAUGUAGAAAUUAUUAUU